This is a messenger RNA of Saccharomycodes ludwigii, 1770 nucleotides long. Its product is annotated as DNA-binding domain-containing protein. The transcript has a single exon. The coding region runs from base 1 to 1770 and encodes 589 amino acids. The record is from RefSeq and is a predicted model, not a curated record. Lineage: Eukaryota; Fungi; Ascomycota; Saccharomycetes; Saccharomycodales; Saccharomycodaceae.
AUGAGUUAUCCUACUCAAAAUAAUAAUAAUAACAACAAUCAUAAUAAUCAAGAUAAUUACUUGCAGUCAUCAAUCUCUUUGAAAAUAAAAGAGUCGCCGCAAGAAAGUAAUCCCAUUUUCUUUUUCUCAAAGGAAAAUAAUACUCCAACCAUCGGGAAUGAAAACAUAAAUAGAAAUAAUAAUAAUAAUAAUAAUAAUGAAGAGGAAGACGUCGAUGAUAUACUUCAAAUUAAUAUUUCCAAACAACCGAGAGCAACUUUGGAACAAAGAAUCAUGAUACUAGACCAUUACUAUAAAAAUGGUCAAUCAAAACAUAAAACGGUCAAUUGCUUUAAAGAUAAAGUUUCUAUUUCCAUUUCUACUCUUUCAGAUUGGUUGAAAAGGGAAUCUGAUUUACGAUCAAAAUAUCAGUUUAUGUUGAUACAGAAAAACACAGCGCCAAUCACCAUAAAUAUGUCAAAAAAUAAUAAGGAGGGAAGUGGACUGAUAACUAAUACUACUAAUAAAAUUACAAAAAAGAAAUCAUCAUCAGCAGUAAAUAACAAUCAUAAUAUUAUCAUGGCCGCUUCUACUAACAAUACAAGUAAUAGUAGUACAACGACCACAACUCCAAACAAUAGUAACGAAAAUAAUGACAAACUAACACCCAAAACUCCAAAUAAUAUUAAUGGUCUACUCUCUACUACUGUUAAAAAACCACAUAAAUCUAAAUACGAAGGUAUUAACAAUAUGAUGGACAGAAUGGUUGAGCAUAGGAAAAUUAUGAAUCUUCCUAUAAAUGAAACUGUUUUAAAAGAAUAUUGGGUUGAAUGUGCCAAAAAAUGCGGUAUUACCGAUCCUAAAAGGAGCAAAUCUCCGAGUAAUGGUUGGUUAGAUCACUUUAAAAAUAGACAUAAUUUAAAGGCAAAUUUAUCCCUUGUGGUAAAUAACUGUAAUAAUAAAUCUAAUGAUACACUUGAUAAUCAAGAAAUUAUAACAAGUAAUCGGAAAAACAUUAAUGAUUCUAAUAAACCUUUAGAUAGAUUUGAAAAUAGUUCAACCAAUAAAUUUAGUAAUAAUAGCACUACAAAUUUUUUAAUAUCAGCUACUAAUAAAGAUUUCAGUACAACAUCUUUGGAUAAUUUUUUUUUGAACAGUUCACUAGAUCAUUAUAGUAAUGCUAAUACUAAUACUACUACUACUACUAAUAAUAAUAAUAGUACCAAUAAUAAUAAUAAUAAUAAUACCAAUAAUAAUAAUAAUAAUAAUAAUAAUAAUAGUAAUAAUAAUAGUAAUAGCCACAACAACAAUAAUAAUACAAGAAAAAAUGUCAUAAUAACGGCACCGAUGACCAAAAGCACCAGUGGUAACAGUAAUAGUGCCCCUAACAUCGCAACAUUUAAUAGUUUAAAGCCUGUGUCAAGUCAAUUAUUACCACCCAAAAUAAACGAUUUCAUAUCACACAAGUUUAAUGAUAGAAGUCAUUCAAAUAACAACACUAACUCAUCCAUAUCUAUGUCCCCCACAUAUAUGAAACCGGUAUUCGCAAAUUCUACUCUAUCUACCGUAGACGAUACUAAAAAAGAUGACUCCAAUACACGGAUUAAGAUAAACGAAUUGGAAUUUGAAAAGUUUAUGAAAUGUCACGCCACUGAUUUUCUACAAAAAAAUAGGAAAAAAUAUGAUAAAACAUUGGUACUGUUAAAUGAGCUAAUAAAAGUUUUCGAACUUGAAAAAAAUUUACUAGUUGAUAGAAAUUUAGAGAAAAUAUUUAACAGCGACGAAAAAUAA